This is a messenger RNA of Mauremys reevesii (Reeves's turtle), 592 nucleotides long. Its product is annotated as C-type lectin domain family 2 member D-like. Bases 1 to 519 code for a protein of 172 amino acids. NCBI's taxonomy places the organism in Eukaryota, Metazoa, Chordata, Testudines, Geoemydidae. The transcript has 4 exons. The record is from RefSeq and is a predicted model, not a curated record.
AUGACACCCAGAAGUAGGGGAGAGAAUCUAACUGUUCUCACGCUCUCACUUUCAGUGCUGACAACCAGAUCCCAUGUGACCAGUUCUCCUUCCCCUGCCACCUCGUAUCCAGUCUCCUGUCCAGGCCCCUCCUGCCCUGGCAGCUGGAUCGGGUACCAAGGGAAAUGCUAUUAUUUCUCAGAGAUGGAAGGGAAUUGGACCUACAGCCAGAGCCAGUGCUCAGCACUCAGUGCCUCCCUGGCUGUGAUUGACAGUGAGCAGGACCUGAUUUUCAUGCUGCGCUGUAAAGUCAGAACAGAUCCAUGGAUCGGCCUCCGGAGGGAGCCCGGUCAGGGGUGGAAAUGGCCCAACGGUUUGGAAUUCAACAACUUGUUUGUCAUUCGAGGGGAAUCCGACUGCGCUUUCCUGAGCGAAGACACCGUCAGCUCUUCGAGAUGCUACAUUGAGCGAAACUGGAUCUGCAGCAAACCCGAUGCCUAUGCAAAGGGAACUGAUACGAGGGGGGACUCGAGAGUCUAAAAGUUAAAAUUGCAGCUCUGCUUUGAAAUAAGAUUUUGAAAAAUGGCAUUGGAGGGGUGAUAAAUGAAGAGGG